AUGGCUUCUGUGCUUCCACCGUCAGAGGGGUACCUGCCCCUAUUCAUUCUUUUCGUGAGUUCCCUAAUUACGGUUGGCGUCACGGCCAUUGGGAAUGCCAUUCAAUGCUACACCACUCUUUCGUAUACGCAGCGCCUCUAUCCUGGUCAAGCCUCGACGGCCCCAGGCAAACCCUCGAAUGUGCAAUCCUCCCUGGCUACUCCUCUUUCAUCCAGAACAUUUGGGACGUGGACCCUGGCAGUUGGGAUCGUAAGAGUCUUCGCGGCAUACCACAUAAACGAGGCGUCCUGGUACCAGAUGCAGAUGUUGACCAAUGUGGUGGGCCUCGUUCACUUCGGUCUGGAGGCAUUUGUAUAUAAGACGAGUCCACCAUCUGGUCCUUGGCUGGCUCCUGUGAGCGUAGCUUCGAUAGGGACACUGUGGAGUAUCGCACAAUACGGCUACUAUGUCAAGUAG
Molecule: messenger RNA, 456 nt
Organism: Capronia epimyces CBS 606.96
Lineage: Eukaryota; Fungi; Ascomycota; Eurotiomycetes; Chaetothyriales; Herpotrichiellaceae
Exons: 2
Coding region: 1-456 (151 amino acids)
Cellular component (GO): endoplasmic reticulum; membrane
Molecular function (GO): protein-macromolecule adaptor activity
Source: RefSeq, a predicted model, not a curated record